This is a messenger RNA of Penicillium oxalicum, 978 nucleotides long. Its product is annotated as ceramidase. The coding region runs from base 1 to 978 and encodes 325 amino acids. The transcript has 4 exons. Gene Ontology annotation, cellular component: endoplasmic reticulum membrane. Lineage: Eukaryota; Fungi; Ascomycota; Eurotiomycetes; Eurotiales; Aspergillaceae. Gene Ontology annotation, biological process: ceramide catabolic process; ceramide biosynthetic process. The record is from RefSeq and is a predicted model, not a curated record.
AUGCGGUGGUCUCUGCCCCAUAUACCAUAUCCGCCUGAAAAGGAUGGAUACUGGAGCCCUGUCACCUCGACAUUAAACUGGUGUGAGGAGGAUUACUAUGUUACAAUCUACUCCGCCGAAAUCGUCAAUGCCUUUACGAACCUUUUGUUCAUGUGGCUUGGAGUGAAGGGUAUUUUGAGCUGUCGCCGGAAUGGACACGACCGAAUCUUCUUGAUAUCCUUUUUGGGCUAUUUGGUUGUUGGUACUGGAAGCUUCCUCUUCCAUUCUACCUUGACUUACCCGAUGCAACUGGUCGAUGAACUCUCCAUGAUCUAUACGACUUGUCUGAUGGCCUAUGCUUCCUUCUCGUAUACCCGUCCAGUAGGAUUUCGCAUUGUCCUGGCUGUCGCUCUCACGAGUCUAGCUGUCUUCAUCACGCUCUACUAUCAUUAUCUGCAAGACCCAGUGUUCCAUCAAACUGCAUAUGCACUCUUGACGACGGUCGUCGUCUUCCGCAGUAUGCACACGAUGGAGACCACCUUACGCCCGAAAUGGCGUCGCUCUCGCGAAGAAGAUCGUCUCGAACGGAAAAAGCAGGGCCUGUCCGUGCCGACCAAGGAACGUCAGCGUUUUGAGAAUGAACGUGAUAUGAAAACACUGAAGACGAUGUGGUUCAUGGUAGGUUAUGGACUCAGUAUGUUUUUGGGAGGCUUUUUCAUCUGGUUCCUCGACAAUCAAUACUGUUCCCGGAUCCGUUCGUGGCGACGGACCGUAGGAUUGCCAUGGGGUAUCUUUUUAGAGGGCCAUGGGUGGUGGCAUGUCAUGACCGGAAUUGGAGCAUACCUGUACAUCACCUGGGGUAUCUGGCUGCGUCACUGCCUCAACGGCCGACAAGAUGACUUCCACCUGCGCUGGGCACACUUUUGGCACAUUCCGGAAAUUGUUUGCACCAAUCCCCGGUCCGAGAAUGGUGUGUCCCGGGCCAAAAAGUCGACUUGA